UAGCUAACAUCAGGCACCACCUCCAAACGUUCUGCAACUAAAACCAACUGAAACCCGCCAUUAAAUAUAUAUUUUAUUUUUUCGAAGACGCUGAAAAUGGCAGCUCGGCAGGUAACAAACGUCUAAUGUCGUUGUUACUUUUUGUUUUUUGAUAUUCGUUUUGCUUUAUCGAGCUAACGUUAGCUAGCUAACCGUCAAUUAGCUGUUAGCCGUUAAGAUAGCUAACAGUGUUAGCCGUUAAGAUAGCUAACCGUUAAUUUGCUAAUAGCCGUUAAGCUAGCCAACCGUUAAUUAGCUGGCUAGCCGUUAAGCUAGCUCAUCGUUAAUAAGGCUGGUGUUAAUUUUUCAGUCGUGAUGGAGCCACACUGGUCGACGGCUGCUUAUUCCGAUUUUCGGACAGUUUCGCACACUCAACCCAUGGCUGUGUUUCAGACAGUUUGGCCUGCUUUCCCCAUCACGUUACCGGAGGAGCAGACCGUUCACAGGCUGCCAUACGCGGCCGUGGUGGCGCCUUUACCCUGUUAUUACAAUAUGGUGAUUGGAGGGCCGAGUCCAACAGAGAUAAGGAAACUAUUUCUGAACAGGUCUGUAUUUGAUUUGGUGGAUGCUCAUAUCUACCUUGCCUUAACUGACCCCAGGCUGCUGGGUUGGUAUCUCAGUUUGUGUCCAGAGGACAGAAGGAUCAUUCAAGAUGACGGAGGGUUCAACCAGUUCCUGCAAAGACAUCCUGCCCUAGAACUGUCGAGGCAUCAUGUUUAUGUGAGGAAAACGCCCCGUACACAUCCAGACAUGGAGGUGCCUCCCAGGGUGAGGGAGACAUUGACCCUGCUUGGCCGGAGCAACUGGGGGGAUGGAUCACCAACGCAUCCACAUGAAGGAAUCUACCACACCAAACAGCAAGUCCCCCAGCAGGACCACAUCCAAACAACCUACGUCAGCCCCGUCACACAGGAACGAACCCAUCAGAAAGCCCAUUCAGUGAGGGGUUCCACCCAUGUGAACGAACCAAGGCCGUCACAGCAGAUGGUGAGCUGUAGCAGCAGUGCAGCUGUGAGGAAGGAUCCAACAGCCCUGGUGAGCUUCUCUCUGGAUGUGGAGCUGGAGAGAUGCAGACAGGGAGGACAGCCUGAGCUCAGGAGCCAGACUGCAGUGACACAGUGCCAAUGUGCUGAAUGCAGAUAUGCUGAAGUCAGUCCCUUAGACUCAGAAGUGCCAACAGUUGAAAAAGGUUCAUCUCUUGAGUUCUGCAGCUUUGACAGUAACCACAUGGAUGCUGCUGAGUACAAUGAUGGGAGUGUCAGCUCUCCUCUGGACCCAGCUGAGGAAAACAGCACCGUGGAGGGGUGUCAGGAUUACGUGGUUAAUGGUAAUGAGUACACUGAAGAUAACGAUGAAGGUAUCCUUACUUUUGAAGACCAGAUGGACAGCUUCCACAGCAUCAUGGAGGACGAUAAGAGCAUCGUUGUCUGUAUGAGCAGCAAAGAUGUGAAAGCUUGUAACAAUGGGGUUCAGUCAGGUCCAGUCACUGCGGAUAGUGAAGCAGCCGGCAGUGAGAUGUUGAAGUCUGAUCAGACUGUCAUCAAGAAGAAGACUACAGAAAGGUACACCUCCCCUGUGCCCUGCGUUUCUACCUGUGACAUUAUGGUCAGCACUGAGCCGCUACUGUGCACGUCAGCUGUCACCCAAACAGAUGAUCCAGAAACAGCUGACAAGCAUGUCAUCACUGAAGUCCACAUGGCAGAUCUGGACUAUCUCGCAGAGGAAUUUAUCAAACUCAGCACGGCUCAGCAGGAACUGAGAGCGCUAAAGGAGAAACGUGAAAGUUCUGGCUGUCAGUUGAGGAAGGAAUGUGACUGUGUCCACCGUGCUCAGCAGGCAGAACUGUCCCUGCUGGCCCUGCAGUACAGCAUGUGCAGACACUACUGCUGGAGUCUCUGCUGUACCUCUGCUGAUGGAGGCCAGCUCAACCCAAAGGCAGGUAACCCUGCUGUGGACAUUGUAAGUGCUCUGCAGAAACUGGAAGCUGACUUUAAUCAGAUGAGAGAGAGGAUUCUGUCAGGAGUUCCUCUGGAGCAACUUAAUCCUCUGACCGUCGAUUUUGGGAAGGUGACCACAGCAGCCAGUUACACCCCUGCACAGACCACAGGUGAUGUGCUGGGGAUUGUUCCAUCCUGCAGCUCCCAGGAGCCACAGAAACAAGAUACAUCAGGUGAAGAAAACAGACGUCCCUGUAACCAAAGCAGAAGUGGCAGCCAGGUCAAGAAGGAGGAGAGCAAAUCGAGGAGAGCUGUCACUCUUAUCCCUCAGGGUAGAGAUGCUACACACAGAGCAGACAAGCCAGAGGAAAAGCAGACAAAAGCUGAAUGCAAAGAGCUCAACACAUCUGAGGCGUGGUACGAUGCUGAAGAAGACCUGGAGUGUGCAGGACCUGCGGAGGCUGCUGACACGGGACAGGACCCAGCCGUGAACGCUGAAGAUAACGAAUCAGCCAGUGAGGAGGUGAAGAGUUCAGUACUGUGUGUUUCUAACCUACCCAGAGAUGUGACAGAGAGUGAUGUGAUGCUGUGGUUUGAGAAAUACCAUCCCACUGAGGUCAGCAUCUUGGCUUUAAAGAAUGAUUUGAGAGUUGCCAUAGUGAUGGUAAGUGGAGUCCACUCUGCCGAGGCUGCAGUGAGAGAGCUGAAUGGCUGCUGCAUGGAAGGCCGUACUUUACAUGUGAAGCACAUCAGCAGAGCCAGUGAUGGAAGCCAGAGCCAGGCCUCCGCCUCCGCCAGUGGGCCGGAGCCUUCACAGGAGGCCGCCAAACCACAAAACUCCAACACUCACUCCAGCAGCUCCGACAGAGAGCUGAUAACUCGGCCUCCGCUCAGCUCCAGCAUCAAGACCAGGAAGGUGGUCUGCAUCUCGCCCACAGCGAAGGGAACCUGCGUGCCCCAACACUACGGCACCAUGGGCAGCUUCGACACCCUGAUGGCAGAGCUAACACAGCUCCACCCAGACAUCGGACGGCAGAGGAUUGUGGAUGCUUUGAUCGAGCUGAAGGCCAAACACCAGGGUGUCCUCAGCGGCCUGCCCCUCCGCACCAUCAGGGAGAUGGUAUCUGAGCUGCUGACCAGGCCGGCGAGAGCCACACAGUCAUGAGGAGGCUUCAAAAUGUUUCUUUUUGUUAGCAGUGAUUUGUUAGAACGGCAUCUAAACCCCUCAGAGUUUUCUUUACACCUCAGAUAUUUGAACAAAUGGGGAAAUUAUUCAUCUAAAAAGAGUAGUUUAUAAUCCAUCGUAGCAUCAUAUCGUUACUGAGAGCAGUUUCUUUUGGAUGUUCAGUAACUGCUACAUUGAAAGUUGAAGGGCCUCACACAGCGCCUCCUCUGUCAGUUAUCUGGCAGUUAAAUUAGUUUUAAAGAUAAUUUUAUUAUUUUAAUCUUAUUUUUAAUUAAAGUUUAUAAAGAUUUCUGAAACUGUUCUACGUUGCACACAGCUGUAUAUGCAGCAGCUUAGUUUGGAUUCAGUCAAUAAAAGACUUAGUUUAAAAGAUUUUCUACCUCAGCUUUGUUGUGGUCGUCGUGAGCAUCUGUUUGACUCAAGCGCUUUUCAUUUCAGUUGUUCAAAGAAGCUGUGUUGGCAUGGGAAACAUGUUUACAUUGCCAAAGCAAGCGUUAAAAUGAAAACCAAACAAAUGUACAAUAAGUAAAGAUCUACUAGAAUAAAGACGUGCAAACAGCUCUGUGAAACUGCAGCAUUGUUAUUGAAUUAUAAAUGAAAGUAGUUAAAGUUCAAUUUAAAAAUACAAACAGAAAAGUUGUGGUUUUGAUCUUAAAAAUAUAUAUUUACUGAUCAGCCACAACAUUAAUCGCUGACAGGUGAAGUGAAUAAUAAUGAUGAUCUUGUUACAGCAAAAUGUCCUGCUGAGAAACCUUUGGUCCCUGGAUCCAGACAUCGCAGGACACCCCAGGAGGUCCUGUGUCUGUCCAUACCUCGACAGGUCAGAGCCAAGUGCAACCCAGAGAGGCCCACUGUGGAUCCGGGGUCAGAUUUGGAUCUCGGGAAUUUAGAGGCCAGGUAGACGUCUUGAGUUCAGUGAGAGGUGUACUUCCUGCAACAGUGUUUGGAUGGAUAAGUCCACAUGAACACCAGGACCCAAGGUUUCCCACCAGGACGUUGCAUUGUAAUGAUUAUGUUCACUUUACCUGUCACUAGUUUUAAUGUGUGGCUGAUUGGUGCAUACGUACAUACAGAUAAGUAAAGAUAGCUUUCUUUGAUAGUCCUAAUUGUGGGGAGGCAGCACCUUAGUUCAGAGGCUCCAAACUGGUGCAGCCACAUGGUCCAGAUCUGUCCUUAGUCAGUAGUUCAAGGUCCACACAGUUUAACACAUUGAGCCUCAUACUUGUGUUUGGCCUUUUGUCAAGCCAGUUUACUGUCUCUAUCAAGUAGCUGUUCAUUAGUCACUUGCUCUACAGCAGGAAACAGCUCUUCAAAGUAAAAGCUUUGUGCCAGAAAUUCACUGUACUUCAAAAAUAAAGUGUGUUUGCAGUCCAUGCAGAAUGGACACACAAGCUACCAGUUGGGAACCACUGGCUUAGUCCAGGGGCCUUUGGGUUGCUGGUUCAAGUCUCCAUUCCAAAUAUGGAGUGUGGACUGGCUGCUGGAGAGGUGCCAUUUCACCACCUGGGCACUGCUGAUGUGCCCUUGAGCAAAGCACUGAACCCCCAACUGCUCAGGGCUCCUCUCCAUGAGCAACUGUGACAUCUCUCUGUUUAAUGCAUGCAUGGGCUCUGUUUGUGCGUGUGUAUUUCAGGCCUGUGUGUGUAUAACAGUGGAAACACUGAAUUUCCCCUCAGGGAUUAAUAAAGUGUAUCUUAUCUUCAUUGGAUGAUACUGCAGACACACCGCCCACCAAGAGGAGACAGAGGGAAGAAACUUCACAUGUUGAAUCUUCAGCUGAGAAGGUAAAGCCAGGUGAACACGGCUCCCUUUGACCCUCUGGACCAGGUUGUACGUGGUGCACUGACUCCUCACAGAUGGCACCACGUUACCAUGAGCUGUUCUGUACUUCAAUACCUUUUGAUCCAACAAAUGU
Messenger RNA from Epinephelus moara (kelp grouper), 5077 nucleotides. RefSeq names its product RNA binding motif protein 44 (gene rbm44). The record is from RefSeq and is a predicted model, not a curated record. The transcript is spliced from 18 exons. Gene Ontology annotation, molecular function: RNA binding. NCBI's taxonomy places the organism in Eukaryota, Metazoa, Chordata, Actinopteri, Perciformes, Serranidae. Bases 355 to 3141 code for a protein of 928 amino acids.